Lineus longissimus is the source of this 663-nucleotide messenger RNA. RefSeq lists its product as uncharacterized. Bases 1 to 663 code for a protein of 220 amino acids. The record is from RefSeq and is a predicted model, not a curated record. The transcript has a single exon. NCBI's taxonomy places the organism in Eukaryota, Metazoa, Nemertea, Pilidiophora, Heteronemertea, Lineidae.
AUGUCUGUUGAGGAUAGGAGAGCUCUGAACAUCCUACAAGAGAGCACCAAGCUGGUUGAUGGCCGAUUUGAAGUCGGGAUGCUGUGGCGAGAGAAAGACUUGUGGCUCCCCAAUAAUAGGAGCACCGCUGAAGCCAGGCUGAACUCCCUAAGGCGCAAGUUGGGAAAGGACCCCGAGUUGAGUAAGAAGUACGCAGAGUUCAUGGCUGGGCUGAUAGAGAAAGGCUAUGCAAGAAAACUUACCGUAGAAGAAACACAGACUACCACUGACAAGACUUGGUAUUUGCCGCAUCACUCGGUUGUGAAUCCAAGAAAACCUGGAAAGGUGAGAGUGGUCUUCGAUGCAGCCGCAUCCCAUCGCAACGUCGCCCUCAAUGACCAGCUAAUGCAGGGACCGGAUUUGAUCAGUAGCCUAUUGGGAAUCUUGAUACGGUUCAGAGAGAGACCGGUGGGUCUCGUCGGAGACAUUGAGGCAAUGUUUCUCCAGGUGGCUGUGCCGGAGGAAGACACCGAUUCGUUACGCUUCUUAUGGUGGCAUGACGGUAAUGUGAAUGGCCCGGUGGAAGAGUAUAAGAUGCAGAGACACAUCUUCGGUGCCCGAGACUUUACCGGCAUGCUGCAAUUUUGCGUUGAAGGAGACAGCAAAAUCAUGCACUGGCUUUAG